Ceratosolen solmsi marchali is the source of this 4947-nucleotide messenger RNA. Its product is annotated as ras GTPase-activating-like protein IQGAP1. The transcript is spliced from 24 exons. Lineage: Eukaryota; Metazoa; Arthropoda; Insecta; Hymenoptera; Agaonidae. Gene Ontology annotation, biological process: mitotic actomyosin contractile ring assembly actin filament organization; regulation of GTPase activity. The record is from RefSeq and is a predicted model, not a curated record. Gene Ontology annotation, molecular function: actin filament binding; calmodulin binding; GTPase activator activity. Bases 104 to 4897 code for a protein of 1597 amino acids. Gene Ontology annotation, cellular component: cell cortex.
CGGACGUUAACAAACUAUGACGCUUACUGUAUGAAAUAUAAGGAAUGUAUAUUUUUGCAAUUUAUAAAGUGAAAGACAAAUGAUCAAAUCAUAAUUAUUAAAAAUGAAAACAAAAGAGAAUAUACUCGUCGUUAAUAAUGGAGACAAUGAUACACGAAAAACUGCAGAAGAAAUGGAUGAAAUUAGGCAAAAAACUUUGGCAUAUGAAUAUCUGUGUCAUUUAGAAGAAGCAAAAAAAUGGCUAGAGGCUUGUUUAAGAGAAAGACUACCACCUACAACAGAAUUAGAAGAAAAUUUACGCAAUGGUGUUUAUCUAGCAAAACUUGGACAUUUUAUAGCUCCAGGAAUUAUGCCUUUAAAUAAGAUAUAUGAUAUUGAACAAAAAAGAUAUUCAAUUGCUGGACUACAAUUCCGUCAUACUGAUAAUAUAAAUUUUUUUUUAAAAUGUCUUAAAUCGAUGCAACUGCCCUUUACAUUUCAACCUGAGACAACAGAUAUUUAUGAUAAAAAAAAUAUGCCUCGUCUUAUCUAUUGUAUUCAUGCACUUAGUACACAUUUAUUUAAAAUAGGAAAAGCUCCACAAAUACAAGAUCUAUAUGGAAAAAUUAAUUUCACUGAUGAGGAAAUUAAUAUCGUCAGUCGGGAAUUACGAAAAAUGGGCAUAGAAAUGCCUCCUUUUCAAAAAAUUGGUGGUCUUUUAACAAACAGUUUAGCAGGUAAUACUGCUACUUUGCAUGCCGCUGUAAUAGCAAUCAAUCAGUCCUUAACUUCUAAGGAUUACAAUGGACUUUUACCACAACUUCAAAAUUCUGCAGUAUGUUUGAAAGAUAUCAAUUCAGAUUAUAUAAAUUUAUAUUUUGAAACUUUAUUAGAUGCAAAAGAAAGAAAGUCACAAGCUGCAUUAAAUAGAUCGCUAAAUGAUAGUUACAUUCCUGAUGCCUAUGAUGAACUUUUAACACAAGCAGAAAUACAAGGACAUAUUAAUAAUGUUAACAUGCAAUGUGCUUUUGAAAUUUUGACUGAUUGUGUUCUACAAGAAACGAAAAGAAUUGCUUCAGCCUUAAAAAAUUCAGCGUUAGCAUUACAAAGAGUAUCAUAUGAAAAUAACAAUCUUUAUGGAAAAGAAUUAAAGGCAUUAAUAAAAAGAGAAGAAGCUGUGAGAUAUUUAAAUAAAACUUUACAAAGCGAUUCAGAAAAAGAAUUUUAUGAAGCUAUGAUAAAUCCUCGAUUAGGAAUUUCUCAUUUAAUUGACAAUUUUGCAAUUCCACUUUAUUUUGAAGAAAUGAAAAUUGAUCGCAUUGAAUCUAAAACUGAAUUAGCUUAUAGUGACAUUGUAGUUAGUAUUAAAGUUCUAUCUGCAAUUGCAAAUAUUACUAAAAGUAUUGAUACGAGCAAUCCCAAUUUUGUUUUUGAAGCUUUAAGUUGUCAAGAUGCACAUAUUGCUAAUCUCGAAGAAGAACACAAAGUAAAGUACUGUAGAGCAUUAGCAGCAGUUCGUUAUGAAAAACAAAUUACUCAAGAGGCAUGCCCUUUACUUACAUAUAUUGAUAUACAAGAAUGUAUUGAUCUUGUGAAUGAACAGUGUGUAGAAGAUAAUAAAGUAAUUGAUGUGUUAAAGAAUCUAAAUAAAGCUGUAAAAAAGAGUAGCCGUUCUGAUAUGAUGGAGGCCUUAAAGCAAAUUUCUUUAAAAUUACAGAAAGUUACAUCUCCAGAUGAUGCGUCAUUGUACUUAAAAUUAUUUAAAAAAUGUUUAGUUGAAAAACAUUCAGAUGGGUCUGAAUUAUGGUUAGAAGAUGUUGAACAAAUAACUCAAAUUGUAGUAUCUGAAGCAGAAAAUGUUCAACUAGCCUGUACUGUUUUAUCUCAAAUUAAUAUGGGUUUGGAACGAGAUGAUUUCAUUUUUACUAUUGAUUGUUUAUUGUGGGAUAAAUUAAAGUUAUCAGAAAAACAGAAAAUUCAGUGUUUUAAAGCUUUAAGUAAACUUAAAGAAACUAAGCAACAGAAAUAUUCUUGCCCAUAUACACGAUAUGUAACACCAGAUGGCAAUGAAUCAUUCAUCGAUCUUGAAAAGUGUAAUUAUACAUGGGAUUGCCCAAAGAAUAUAAGUGAGCCUUGUUAUAUUACGAAAGAUGAUAUCGAGAAUAUAAUAAAGGAUGUUACGAUAACAGAAUUGUCGCAAGAUACGAAUAAAGACUUUGAGAACUUGAUCAUAAAGUUCCAGGCUUUUGUAAGAGGAUAUCUUUUACGUAAAAAAAUUGCCAAUUAUGUUACAAAAAUUGUUCAGAUUCAGGCCUGGUGGCGCGGAUAUUCACAAAGGAAAAAGUAUGUAACAUUGUUAGAAAGCAGAAUAAAGAAUCGAACAGCGGAAGCCUGUCGAUUUGCAAAAGUGAAGGCCAAAUAUCAACUCACCAUGGAUUACUACAGAGAACACGAAAAUAAAAUAACGAAAAUUCAAGCACUUUGGCGUGGACGAGCAGCAAGAAGAGCUUUUCAUUCACUUUUACGUUUAGAUAAACCACCAUUUUCUAUUGUUAGACAUUUUUCUGGUAUUCUUAAUUUUAAUGCCGAAGAUUAUGACAAAGAUUUACAGCUUCAGCAAUUGAAAAAUGAUGUAGUUCAAUUGAUCAAACACAAUCAAAAUCUAUCUCAACAAUUGGACAAUAUGGAUAUUAAAAUAGGCCUUUUAAUACAAAAUAGGAUUACACUCCAGGACGUAGUAGCUCAUGGAAAAAAUUUGGAAAAUUUAACAAAAGAUAAAACAUCAAAUAGGCUACGAAAAAAUUCAUUUAUAUCAGAUGGUCACAGUACUCACAAGGGACUAAAGUCACUAACGAAAGAAGGUCGCAGAAUGCUAGAAGGUUAUCAGCACUUAUUUUAUACAUUACAAACGAAUCCGAUCUAUUUAUCCAAACUUCUGUUCUUACUACCGCAAAGCACAUCAAACAAAUUUUUGCACAAUGUAAUUUUAACGCUGUUUAAUUUUGGUUCAAAUUCGAGAGAAGAAUAUUUACUAUUAAAGCUUUUAGGCACUGCACUUCGAGAAGAAAUAAGAUGUAAGUUUCAAAAGCCUUCAGAAGUCGUAACUGGAAAUCCUCUGGUUUUAAAAAUGGCAGUGAACUAUGCAAGACAAUUAAAUGGUCAAAGAGCGUUACGAGAAAUAUUAGGACCUAUAAUUGAAAAAAUACUUGCUGAUAAAACUAUAACGAUCGAAACUAAUCCUGUGGACAUAUACAAAUGUUGGAGGAAUCAACUUGAAAUGGAAACGGGAGAAACAUUAGAUUUGCCUUAUUCUGUAACAGAAAAACAAGCUUUGCAAUACGAACAAGUACGAGUAAGACUGAACAAUGGUAUACGAUUGUUGCAAACAACAGUUUUAGAAUUAUUAGAUAGAAUAAGGGCAUCUAGAGAUUUGAUUCCCUAUGGAAUGUUGUAUAUGGCCAAAGUAUUAAACGAUACCUUGAGCGAAAAAUUUCCCGAGGCUCUUGAGAAAGACAUCUUAAAGGUCGUUGGCAAUUUGAUUUAUUAUCAUUUUAUCAAUGCUGCAAUCGUCGCUCCGGAUGCGUUUGACAUAGUCACUUUACCUAUUGAGCGUUCACUUUCUAAUGAUCAACGAAGAAAUUUGGCGAGUGUCGCAAAAAUUCUUCAAUUCGCUGCAUCGAAGAAAGGAUUUGGUGAGGAAGCAACUCAUCUUGUAUGUUUAAAUCCCUUUAUAAUCGAAUGCCACGAGAAAUUCAAAAUGUUUUUCCGUUACUGCUGCCAGAUUGAGGAAUUAGAUGAGCACUUUAGCAUACAUGAAUAUACUGAGGCUACGCUUAUUCAAAAACCCGAGAUAUCAAUAUCAUUACAGGAAAUUUGUGAUACGCAUUGUCUCGUACUUGAGUACCAAGAUCAAAUAGCUACGGAUCCAUUAGAUUCUCUUCACGAAUUACUCGAUGAUUUGGGAAUUGCACCAACCGUUGCAACGCUUUUGGGGCUAACCGAUUCCGUAAAUGAAACAACAAUAGCUCGUCUCGGUAAAACGGAAGUAUGUCUUGUUCUUAAUAACAAAUUUGAAGUUCCUGAAAAUGAUGACACAAAUUUGAGUAGAUUGUUUAUAAAAACGAAAGAACUAUUGGUAUCAGUGCUUCAAUUUUUAAAAGGUGAAACGUUAGUUGAAGCAUUAGAAACCUCAUCUUCUCCAAUUCAAGAAAAGUUGUAUAAUGUUAAAAAUUUAUCAUUAGCGCCAUUAGUGAUGCUACAUAAAAGCAUAUUCAAUUCCUCGCUGAAUGACUGCAAACUUCAACUACGAGCAUACUUGAACAAACUGGAACUCGGCGGAUGGGUCUGGCGAGACGAUGGCUACCAAACAAUAGUAACUGCAGUGGCUAAAGAUCUAUGUAACAAAGGCCGUUACAGAGUUUUGCGAAAUAAGGAGUUGAUGAUGCUUCGCGUGACGAAGCAACGAUUAGAAGAAAAAUCAAAUUAUUAUAAAGAACAAGUCGAAUAUUACAAUGAAUAUAUUAAACGAUGCUUAGAAAAUUUGAAUGCAGGAAAAGGGUCCUUACAUAGACUUAAAGGAAACCAAAAGAAUGGCCACGGUAAAUUGAAGUCCAAGGUAACUCUUAAAUACUCAGCGGCCAAGCUUCAGGAGAAGGGCAUACUGCUGGAAGUUGAUGGGCUACCUCACUCCCAGUUCAAGAACGUAAUCUUUGAAAUAUCUCCGACAGAACAUAAUGGCCUCUUCACGGUGAGGGGUAAAUUCAUGGGUGUGGAAAUGGAGAAGGUCGAUGUCGAUGUUCAAAAGCUGCUUGAGCUACAAUUUGAAGGCUCGCCUAUAAUGGAUAUGUUCGGCAAAGCCAAGAUCAACGUUAAUCUACUGCUCUACUUGCUAAAUCGCAAGUUUUACGGGAAAAAAUAGAAUUGAUGCCUUAAACCGCAUAAUCAUGACAUUAUUUUAAUUUAUUUAUU